UUGCGUUGCCCUUGUGCUGUUUGGGCAUUUAUCGCGUAUUGGAUGAACGGUUCUACUGCUGCGCAACCUCGUCAACGAGGGCUCGAUAGGGCGAUCGCUCAUCUCGUUGUUGGGCUUCUCGACUCGUUCGGGUUUGAAUCCACGGCUACUCAUUUCCGCCAAGAAGCUCAGCAAUCAGGUCUAUUAGAUAGAGAAUCCGCACUCGACAACUCGUCCAGCUUGAUACGGCACCUCGAGGAAGAGCCUCGCUUGGUUCAUCUGCUGUCCUUUAUUGUCGACUCGCGGGGAACAGAGUCCAAAGCUUGCGGACUGUUGCGCCUCGUUGAGGCCUAUCUUCAGCUACGCAUCGACGAAGCCGCGCAAAAAUCCGCCAUUGAUCGGUUUGGAUCGACGCAAUUUACGCGAACGUUGCUGACGAGCGUCUUACACUUGGCACACCACGCCUCGGCGAUGCUCCCUUCCGACAAUGGCUCGCGUCCCAGCACCGCCACGCCGCAAGCUCAGCGGCGAGUAUUGCCGAAAUCCGCUCCGCAAUCUACCGUCAGGGAAAUAUCGUCGAGGCUUUACGCUUCCAUUCAGAGACAGAAAGCCAACUCGACUGCAAAAACACUCGAUAACACCGCGGCCAGCGCAAAGCGAAGAGCUGGGAGACCACGCAAGCAUCCUCGCCCCUCGUUGACCCAGGAGGAAAUGGACUCGCAGAUGAAUGCCGGCUCACCGGAGCCCGAGCGCCCCGAUGAGUUGUCUCUGCCGGAAUUCUUCAAUGACUUGGAUGUACCAGACACGUUCGACCCAAACCACACACUAUUCAUUGAUUUGCCCGUUUCAUUGCAGUUCGAACCUGACACGCCAGCUUCGAGUGCUGCACCUGACGAUGGUCGCCGAGAGUUUACCCUGAACCUUGCUUUGAACCCCGAACAAAUUGCUCAAGCGGCAAACCAACUACAAAAUGGCGAUGAUUCCGUUUUGGAAGAAUCUAUGACUCGCAUGCUGGCAAGCGCCGUGCAGACUGAU
Molecule: messenger RNA, 1014 nt
Organism: Capsaspora owczarzaki ATCC 30864
Lineage: Eukaryota; Filasterea; Ministeriida; Capsasporidae
Exons: 3
Source: RefSeq, a predicted model, not a curated record